CGCACCAGCAGGGCAAGGCAGGGUUGAAGCCGCUUGAUUGCGACGAUCACACGACAUGCGAGCCCGCGUCAAGCAAGUUCAGUUGCAUUCGAAAUUCCUUCAGGACCACACUCAAGUCGGAUACUGGAUGGACAUGGUGAGGACGGUAAAAGCUCAGUGAUUAGCAAGUCAACUUUAAGCACGCAAAGGAGGGGUGUUUAGGCAAAACGGGUGACUGUGCACAUCGCGAGCCAACGCUCGGGUCCUUCGAUGACGAACGAUGACAGAGAUCCGAUCGUCGUUUCGUUUGGCGAUGCUUGUCUGAGAAAGGAGGAUUUGCAGACGCUCGAGCCCAACGAGUGGCUCAACGAUGGCGUGAUCUGGACAUUUGCAGAGUUACUUGCUGCUCGAUCAAGUGAUUCCGAAGCAUCUCAAUCACAAUCGAGGAGCAGCGACAAAGCGAAGCAAGACGCAAAGGACUCGACUCCCAGUCUUCUUUGGCAACCUGCAGUGGUCGAGCUCAUGUGUUCCGUCACUGCUGAUCUCGGAGCAGAAGAAGCCCGCAAUCUGCUCCCUCCAGCCGGACCUCUAGUAGUCCUACCAGUGAGCGAUCGGUACAGUACGGAAGGCCUGGGAAUAGGCAGUCAUUGGUCUUGCAUCUUGGCGGUGGAGCAGGCCUUCAAAGGUCCUGGAUCAGGCUGGUUCGGCUUCCACCUCGAUUCCAUGCGUCCUUGCAACGACGAUGCCGCAAAGACUGUUUGGUCCGCUUUCCUGCACACUAGAGGUAUCAAGUCAUCCUCGGUCAAGCGAUCGCUAUUUGAAGUCGAAGAAGUGUCUCCCCAGGAGAAUGCGCACGAUUGCGGUCUCUACAUGCUGCUGCUAUCCGAUCUCAUCAUCUCGCAGCAUCUAGACCCCGUCAUUUUUCGUCCCACAAGCAUGGCAGCGGCUCUUUCCAACGCCGGCAAGACGCCGCCCGCGCUAUCCUCUCUCGCUUCGGAUCUGACACCCGCCAAAGCGGCCCAGCUUCGUAUAGACCUGCACGACUUUUUUUCAAGCUGGGCUCAGCGCCAGCAGCUGGGAGAGGUGCCGCUUCGCAUGACUUCGUGGAAAGAGGUGCGAGAGAAUGUCGGUGACUAUCGAUCCCCCCAACGCUAGCGAUACCCUCACCUGUGGCGCAAACGCUGCGUGUGUUUAGGUGCGCUCGUUGGAACAUGCAGACGUCUGGAUCGUAGCAGGUGAACGAUGUAUUUUGCCAGAUUAUUACAAUAGGACCAAAUCGAGGUGAAGCGGGGUGGCAGCAAAGACGUGUAUGGGAUGGACAGCAGCACCAGCACGGUAUUAUCACGAGCUGCUGGUCAAACGGGCGAAAGGCAACAAGAGUACAGGAGAGUCUCCCAGAGAAGUUUACAAUAUCCCAAAGUUUGCUUUUCGGCCUCUAAAACGAGAAAGUAGGAUGAGGGGUGUGCGCUGCGCGAAAAAGACACGAG
Messenger RNA from Ceraceosorus guamensis, 1466 nucleotides. RefSeq lists its product as hypothetical. Gene Ontology annotation, biological process: proteolysis. The record is from RefSeq and is a predicted model, not a curated record. Bases 250 to 1134 code for a protein of 294 amino acids. Gene Ontology annotation, molecular function: deNEDDylase activity; cysteine-type peptidase activity. Lineage: Eukaryota; Fungi; Basidiomycota; Exobasidiomycetes; Ceraceosorales; Ceraceosoraceae. The transcript is spliced from 7 exons.